This is a messenger RNA of Catharus ustulatus (Swainson's thrush), 1358 nucleotides long. It is a transcript of the gene MTFMT, whose product is annotated as mitochondrial methionyl-tRNA formyltransferase. The record is from RefSeq and is a predicted model, not a curated record. Lineage: Eukaryota; Metazoa; Chordata; Aves; Passeriformes; Turdidae. The coding region runs from base 17 to 1114 and encodes 365 amino acids. Gene Ontology annotation, cellular component: mitochondrion. Gene Ontology annotation, molecular function: methionyl-tRNA formyltransferase activity. Gene Ontology annotation, biological process: conversion of methionyl-tRNA to N-formyl-methionyl-tRNA; biosynthetic process. The transcript is spliced from 9 exons.
CGGCGGGAGCCCCGCCAUGCGGGCCCGGCUGCUGCGCGCCUGGCGCCGGGGCGUGCGGGCGGCGGGGCCGCCAUGGCGGGUGCUGUUCUUCGGCACCGACCGCUUCGCCGUGACCGCCCUGAGAGCCCUGCGGGCCGCCGGGGAGCCCGGCGAGGACUCGCUGGUGUCCCGGCUGGAGGUGGUGACCCUGCCCUCCGCCCUGCCCGGAGACCUGCCCGUCAGGAGCUGUGCCAGGGAGCUCCGGCUGCCCGUGCACGAGUGGCCGCACACGGGACCCGUGGGGCAGUUUGAUGUGGGUGUGGUGGCAUCUUUCGGACGUCUUCUAAGCGAGGACCUCAUUCAGCAGUUCCCGUAUGGUGUGCUCAAUGUCCAUCCCAGCUGUCUCCCACGAUGGCGUGGCCCUGCACCCAUCAUCCACACAGUGCUUCACGGUGAUAAGGUGACUGGGGUGACAAUUAUGGAAAUAAGACCAAAAAGGUUUGAUGUAGGUCCAAUUAUUAAGCAAGAAGAGGUUGCUGUUCCUCCCCGCUGUACGGCACAGGAGCUGGAAGGGAUGUUGGCAAAGAUGGGUGCAAACAUGCUGUUAGCAGUUUUGAAGAACUUGCCUGAAAGUUUAAAAAACAAAAAAGAGCAACCAAAAGAAGGAGUAACGUUUGCUCCUAAAAUCUCCAUAGCAAAGAGUUGUGUAAAAUGGGAGGAGCAAACAGCUGCACAAAUAAUCCAACUGCAUCGUGCAAUAGGAAGUAUGUUUCCUUUGCAGACACUCUGGAAGGGCACUACUGUCAAACUCCUAGAUUUUGUGGAAGUGGAUAAUAUCCCUGGUUUCUCUGAUCAAAUAUUAAAUGACUGUGGAGUUGUUCCUGGUUCAGUGCUGUUCCAUAAAAUGUCCCAAACAUUGGUGGCUCGCUGCAAGGAAGGCUGGGUUGGAAUCAAAACAGUUGUUUUAAAGAAGAAACUCACAGCAGUUGACUUCUACAAUGGAUACAUGCACUCUUGGUUCCAGCAGAAUCCAAGAACAGUUCAUCAGGAAUGCAGAUUUCAAACACUCAAACUUAGCACGGCAAAAAAGACUCUGAAAGAGAGGGGAGUACUGGCACAGGAUAUAAAGCAGUAAAUGUAUUUUUUUAAUGUCUGUAAGUUAAUAUAAAAUAUUUCAAAGUCUGUGUAUAAAAUUCAACUUAAUUAAGGGAUUUCUUCCCAUGCUGUUUGAUCUUAUUGUCAUCCACAUGUUUCCAUGGCGAGUUCCUGAAGAUGCUUCUUCUCUUUGCCCAUUAAGGAAGAGAAUCUCCAUGAGUGCUGUAGAUACUGAAUAAAUCCCUGUUUCCACUGUUGAGAAAUAAAUUUAUUUUUAUACAACA